Clunio marinus is the source of this 3267-nucleotide messenger RNA. NCBI's taxonomy places the organism in Eukaryota, Metazoa, Arthropoda, Insecta, Diptera, Chironomidae. The record is from the annotation of a GenBank genome assembly.
UGGAUUUUUAACAAUUUUCUGUUCAAAACGAGAUUGGAGAAAGUUUGCAAAGCUUCUUCAUGUUCCAAGCUUUCAAAGAGUGGAAAUUGUAACUAAACGGCAAGGAAAAGAAUUUGAUUAAAAUUCAUUCAUGAAUAUUACUUCUUUAAAGAUUGUCACAACGUUGAGAGUUUGAGAGUGACAUGUGCAUGAAUAAAAAGACAUUUCAAGCAUGAAAACACCCUCACGUCAACUUAUGACAUAAUAAAAAAGCAUAAAAAGAACGAGAAAAGGAACGAAAUGUGAGAUUUAGUGGAGAAAUAUCUGCGAUAGUUUUGAAAGAAAAAAUAUUACCAUGACAAAGGAAAAAAUGUUCCACAAUUUCACAUCACAAAGAUGAGCGAGCAAAGUGAAAAAGAAAAAGAAAAUCAGAAGUGCUCGCGGCUUAGACUAAGCCUUUUAAAUCAGAAAUAAAAUCGCUUAAGAUUUCUGCUAAAACCUGAAAAAGUGAAACGAAAAAUGAAUUUUCUCACAAAAAUUCACAUUGGAUUAUUAUUGUAUGGAUUAUUCAUUGAAGCUGCUCGUAUUUUUGAUGAAGAAAACAUUCCUGUGAAAACAAUCGUAGCUGUGGCGGGGAAAAACUUAACAUUGCCUUGUCCUGGGGUAAAUGAACAGUCGUUAAUAGAUACGCUUACGUGGAAAACAACGGUAACAAUUGCCAAGUUCAUUAAUGGAAUGCCAAUGGUGCACAGCCAGAGAAUUAGCCUGUUAGCAGAUAAUUAUAGUUUAUUUUUCAACAAAACACAAUCGUCUGAUACUGGAGAGUAUAGUUGUAUAAUAAAUGACCGACAUAGUCCUGAAUCAAUAAUCGAUCUAUUGAUUCAAGACGUCCCAGCACCACCAGAGCGCCCAUUAAUCACGUAUUUUACAUCUCGUCAAGUUAAUUUAUCGUGGGCUCAUUUGCAAGACUCGAGGAACGCUCCCGUUUUAGAUUUUAUCAUCCAAAUAAGGGUUGGCGAGACGGGUGCUUGGGAUGAGUGGCCCGAAGUUCACACAAACAAUAGUAUAGCGUCUUAUGUUGUCACAAAACUCCUACCGUUCACUGUCUAUAGCUUUCGCAUCUUGGCUGUGAAUCGUCUUGGCGUGAGUCAACCAUCGAAAGAGUCUUACUACAUUUGUACUUUAAGAGAAGCGCCUGUUGGAAAGCCUAUCACGACUGUAGCUCAUAAUACAUCUUCAACCUCCGUUCGAAUAUCUUGGAAGCCGCCACCGGCAGAUACAAUUCAUGGUGAAUUUCUUGGCUACCGCAUAACUUAUCGCGCCCGAGACAAACAACCAGAAGACAUUAAGGAGAUUUAUAUAAGAGAUAGUAGUGUUGAGAGCCAUGAAAUAUCGAACCUUGAAACAUUCACACAGUACUUAGUGUCGUUGCAAGUUUUCAACCCCGAGGGACUCGGCCCAGCAUCCACUGUUUUGAUUAUGACUGAUGAGGGUGAUGACAGUUCCUUCAAAGCCACAAAAUGUUCGUGUGCUUGAUGUCACGUCGACAUCAAUAAAAAUAUCUUGGCAUGAACCGGAACGACCUAACGGUGUUAUUCAUGCAUAUCGUGUGUACUACAUGUUCCUGAACCAAACUUUGUUACAUUUACCGAUGCUGAAGAAUGAUGCGUCUAUCGGAUCGCCUUUCCACUACACACUAAUCAAUUUAAGUGAGUAAAACCUUAUACUGAAUACCGGAUAAUUGUCAUCGCAUUUACCCUCAAAUAUGAUGGUGAACCGUCUGAGCCCGUGAUACAACGAACUGACAUUGCCGGUCCCUCAGCACCACAAAUAAUUAAUUUGACCUGUCACUCACAGGAUGCCCUCUAUUUGCAAUGGAAACGUCCGACAACUUUUUAUAACUCAAUUGAUUUUUAUGUGAUAAACUACAAGGAAAGUUCAUACACAAAUUAUCAACAAAUACAACUCAACACUACAGCAUCGUUCGCUGAAACAGCGAUAAUUAUUCAAAAUCUAACAACAUACAGCGUCUAUACGGUGAAUGUACAAGCAGCAAGUCUAAGCGCCAUCAAUCCACGUCGAAUUUUGCUUGGAUUACAUUCAGCAUCACGAAAAAUCACAAUGCAGCCAAAUUGCGAAACAAUUCAACCGCUGUUAAGACAAUCAACUAGUGAAUAUGACAUUCCAAUAUUGGCCGCAAUUGUUGGCAGCUUUGGCUUUAUUUUUAUUGUGCUACUAAUCAUCUUGUGGAGAAAAUGUUGUCAUUCAUCAAGCUAUCGGGAACCAUCAACGCCACCGCAAACAAAUCAAGCUCAGACUGUCAUUAUAAACUGGGAAGCAAAUGGAGGUGAAAAGAUUGAAACAAUUCAUGCAAAUGGAGGCCUCAACGGAUAUAAUCAUUCGAAAAAUGUGUAGCAGAGCCAAUUUCUUUAAUUUAAAAGGUGUUUUGUGUGAGACGAGUGUAACAUUAUGUCAAUAAUGCAAGCGUUGCUUUAUUGUGGAAAGUUCUACAACAAUGCUAGAUAGACAGCAGUGACUUCAUGUAAAUAAUGUACAGGAAAAAACAAAAAGUAAGGCACAGAAACUCUUGAACGAAUAAGUGUAAAUAUGCUUUUCAUUUGGGUGUAAAAUGGGUAGCAUUUUAAGCACUAAAAAAAGAUGUGAAAGCGUUUUAAUGAUCCGUGAAACGUGUCUGAAGAUUAUCAUAAAUGAAAUGAGUGAAAAGCAGCAAAAACACUCGCGCACACAACAUGGAAAGCAUAACGAUUUGAUAACAUUUCCCGCCAAUUAGUGAGCUCAAUGAAUUUGUAAACAUAAUUACGACUGAGAUGGGAGUUGAAACACGAUGCCGAAGCAGUAAUUUGUUCUGUUUGUGUGAAUAUCCUUCAACAUGAAAGCCAUAAAAAGCUAUGAAGUGAACCUAUUGAGGAAUGUUUUUUCUAUUCCUUUCUUAGGCAUUGAUGUGCUUUAAGUGUUUAAUAUGGAAUGUAUUGAAUAUGUUUAUUCGCUGGGAUUAAAACAAUGGAUAUCGAUUGAGGGAGGGAAAAACAUAACAUUUCCCUCAACUCCCUACGUCUAUCAGUUUGUAAAAAUUUAACUCGCACACAUAUAAAUUUUAAUUAUGUGUAAUUAUAAACAAAUCAAAAUAUUCGAUGAGAAAUACAUUAAAUAAUUAAAAAAAAAAGUUUUUUAAUGUAAAGUUUCAAGGAUAAAGAGAAUGAGAUUUUGUAAAUAAAUAAAGUGUAAAAUAACUAUGAAUAGAUAAAUUAAACAUUCUAGUUUGAAUUU